CCGAGGCCGCGGCAUCCCCGCCCCGGGGCGGGAGGACUCGUUCCAAACUCCCUGAACUUCGGGGACAGUUCCGGUAGCCGUGAAACUCCGGGUUGGCAUCCCUGCCCGGGAACCCCCACCCGCGCGGGUUCCCUGCACGCCUCCCGGCGCCGAAGCCCUUCCCAACACGUGCCUGCCCUCUGAGGGCCUUGGGGCCCCAGGCGGAGCUGACGGUCCCCAGACCCGUGCCGGGUCACGAUGCUCAUGAGAAAAGUGCCGGGCUUCGUCCCGGCCUCCCCGUGGGGGCUGCGGCUGCCGCAGAAAUUCCUCUUCCUCCUCUUCCUCUCUGGCCUGGUCACCCUGUGCUUCGGGGCCCUCUUCCUGCUGCCCCACUCCUCUCGCCUCAAGCGCCUCUUUCUGGCCCCCAGGGCCCAGAAGCCCGGCUUGGAGUUGGUGGCUGAAGUAGGCGGACGCUCUCCGCCCGGUAAACAGGAGCCGCCUCCCAACCCGGCCCUGGCCGAGCCGGCCCUGGGCGCCCGCCACAACCGGGUCAGUCCCCGCCGCAAGGAGUGGAUGCGGCGCGCCCAGCACCUCAAGGAGUGGAUACCGCGCGCUCGCCCCACCGAGGAGCACAUCCCCACCACGGCCUCGAGCUCCUUGCUCAGAUUUGAUUUCGAAGCGUUCCAGAGACGCCUCCGCCACCCGGUCCUUGGAACGAGGGCUGAGAGUACAGAGCCACAGAGCCCAGUGCGAGCCCAGCGGGAGAAAAUCAAGGAGAUGAUGCAGUUCGCCUGGGCCAACUACCGGCGCUACGCCAUGGGCAAGAACGAGCUCCGGCCGCUCAGCAAGGACGGCUACCAGGGCCACAUAUUCGGCGGCCUCAACGGGGCGACCAUCAUCGACUCCCUCGACACCCUCUACCUCAUGGAGUUGAAGGAGGAGUUCCAGGAGGCCAAGGCCUGGGUGGAAAACUACUUCCACCUGAACGUGACCGGGGAAGCGUCCUUGUUCGAGGUGAACAUCCGCUACAUCGGAGGGCUGCUCUCGGCCUUCUACCUGACAGGGGAAGAGGUGUUCCGCAGCAAGGCCAUCCAGCUCGGGGAGAAGCUGCUGCCGGCCUUCAACACGCCCACGGGGAUCCCCAAGAGCGUCGUGAACUUCAAAAGGGGGAACUGGGGCUGGGCCUCCACGGGCGGCAGCAGCAUCCUGGCCGAGUGUGGGUCUCUGCACCUCGAGUUCCUGCACCUCACCGAGCUCUCUGGCAACCAGAUCUUCGCAGAAAAGGUCAGGAAGAUCCGCAGGGUCCUCAGGGAGAUGAAGAAGCCCUAUGGCCUCUACCCCAACUUCCUCAGCCCAGUGACCGGGAACUGGGAGCAACACCACGUCUCCAUCGGAGGACUCGGGGACAGUUUUUAUGAAUAUCUGAUCAAAUCCUGGCUGAUGUCCGCCAAGACCGACACGGAGGCCAAAGUCAUGUACUACGAGGCCCUGGAGGCCAUAGAGAUGUACUUGCUGAAUGUCUCUCCCGGGGGGCUGACCUACAUCGCCGAGUGGCGAGGGGGGAUUCUGGACCACAAGAUGGGGCACCUGGCCUGUUUCUCGGGGGGCAUGAUCGCCCUCGGCGCUGAGGAUGCCAAGGAAGAAAAGAGGGCCCACUACCAAGAGCUCGCAGCCCAGAUCACCAGGACGUGCCACGAGUCAUACGCCCGCUCAGACACCAAGCUGGGGCCCGAGGCCUUCUGGUUCAACUCCAACAAGGAGGCGGAGGCCACGCACGAGGGCGAGAGCUACUACAUCCUGCGGCCCGAGGUGGUGGAGAGCUACAUGUACCUGUGGCGGCUCACGCACGACCCCAUCUACCGGGAGUGGGGCUGGGAAGUGGUGACGGCGCUGGAGAGGUACUGCCGGACCCAGACGGGCUUCUCGGGGAUCCACGACGUCUACAGCACGGCCCCCCGUCACGACAACAAGCAGCAGAGCUUCUUCCUGGCCGAGACGCUCAAAUACCUCUAUCUCCUGUUCUCUGAGGACGACACGCUCUCCCUGGAAGACUGGGUGUUCAACACGGAGGCCCACCCACUGCCCGUGAACCACUCGGACAGCUCUGGCAGCACCCGGCGCCCAUAUUGACCGUCCCCGCCGCUCUGGGCGCUCAACAAUGCCUGGCCUCUCGGGGACCCAGGGGACCCGGGACUGCUCCCCCAGGGACGGGAACGCAGGCCCAGCCCCAGGCAGACCCUGGACAGACGACUGGCCACUAUUUUUCCUCUGUGAGGACACAGGACCUGGAGUCUCAGCGAUGUCACGAGGGCCGCGGUCACACCGGUGUGACCGAGGCCAGACAUUCCUUUCUAUGGAGAAUUUCUACGAAACCCACCCCCUCGCCAUCGGGGCCAUCGCCGUCGGCACUCUGACCCCGAGUGUCCAUUCGCUUCCUAGAGUUUGGGGUUUUCUUGUUUGUUUGUUUUGUUUUUGCUUAAUUUGCUUUUCCUUGACACUCGAGCCUCUUACGAUGAUGAAUAUCGUUUUCAAAAAUCCCGUGCUUGCUCCACAGAGCCCUCCCGAUCAGGGACGUGGUGGGCAGCCCCACGCGGUCCUGACCCUCCUCUCAUUCCACCACCUGCUGCCCAGCGCUCACCUGGUCAACCACGGGUCAUUCACCUUAGGGUUUUGAGGAGGGGCUCCCUUUGAUUUGGGCCUAAGUGUUACAGAUCAUUAGUGCUACUUCCAUUAUUGUCAUGGAAACCUGUGAACUAGAAUAAAGGAGUUUAUUGAAUAAGAAAUAAGAUUGGGCUCAUUGCACACCAGUGAUGCUGGGGAAAGUGCCACCACGUCCUCAUCAGAAAGAAGAACCAACCAGCAGUGGAUCUAAGGUCUAAUUUAGUGAACGAUUUCGACUUGUAUUACUUUCCCUUAAAUGGGUCUGAAUACAUUCAGGAAGCGUGAGGCUGAUCCUUUAGUUAAAGUUGGGGAUUUAGACUCAGAUUGAGGGUUGGAGGAAGCCCAGAGAGGAGCAGCAACUUGCCUGAGGUCACACAGUCACACAGAGGUAGUUUCCUGGCCACCCUGGGCCUCUGUUCAUGGACUGUCAUUCGGCAGAUGCUUGGUGAGUGUCUGCAGUGCUGGCCUCGAGGACAGGGACACGGCCAAGUGCAAGACAGUCAUAAGCCUGAAGUCAAGGAGGCGGAUCAUAAAGGCAACCUUGAGCUGGGUGAGGGGCCUGCAGGUGUAGGCACAGGAGACGGGGUGGGCUGAGCCAGCCGUGGCCAGGACCACUCUUAGGGGCCUAGGGGUCCCCUAGGACAGAUGACUUUCAAACAAGACCUCAAGAUGAGUAGGUGCAGCCAUAAGAGUAUGCAGCACCCCGCAAGCCCAGACCCCCUUCCCACCCUCCCGGUACCCACCACUGCCCCCAGGAGGCCCUGAGACCAUGGGCAGGGCAAGGAGCUCGUCCCCACACUGAAGCGAGUCUCGCUCACAACCUGUCCCACGGCUCGAGCCACAGCAUGAUGCUGAGCCCCUCCCUGUGGCUCUGCUCUUUUCCUUUGUUCUGGGGACUCAGCCCCCAGAAUCCUCUUGAGCAGAGCUGUGGGGGCACAGUCCCCACAGCAGGAACCCCGGGGGCCUCGGGGAAAUAAGUCGCUGCAGUCUCGCUAGGCCCACUGCAGGUACUAAAAAGCAAAACAAGGAAACCCACUGCACAAACACUGUAGAAAGGUCAGGAUAUAAAGAGAAGCAGGAAGCAAAAAUCACUCGCCAUCCUACUCUCCAGAAUGAAUACUGUUAUAUUUUCCUCUAGAUCUUUUUCUACGAAUAUAUAGAAUAUAUAUUUUGCAAACAUGGUAUCAUCCUAUGCAUACUGUUUUCUUAUAAUCUGCUUUUGCACUUAACUAUACAAUGUGAACCUCUUUCCGUGUCAACAAAUAUACAUUUAUGUCAUCACUCUGC
Marmota flaviventris (yellow-bellied marmot) is the source of this 3927-nucleotide messenger RNA. It is a transcript of the gene Man1c1, whose product is annotated as mannosidase alpha class 1C member 1. Gene Ontology annotation, biological process: carbohydrate metabolic process; mannose trimming involved in glycoprotein ERAD pathway. The record is from RefSeq and is a predicted model, not a curated record. Gene Ontology annotation, molecular function: mannosyl-oligosaccharide 1,2-alpha-mannosidase activity; calcium ion binding. NCBI's taxonomy places the organism in Eukaryota, Metazoa, Chordata, Mammalia, Rodentia, Sciuridae. Gene Ontology annotation, cellular component: Golgi membrane; extracellular exosome; endoplasmic reticulum.